This is a messenger RNA of Eruca vesicaria subsp. sativa (arugula), 1348 nucleotides long. Lineage: Eukaryota; Viridiplantae; Streptophyta; Magnoliopsida; Brassicales; Brassicaceae. The record is from the annotation of a GenBank genome assembly.
CAAUAGCCGGUUCGGUUAUGGCUCUAUCCGGGUCAAUCGCUUUAGCCUUAAUCUUCUUCGCUCUUUCCACUAAUCCCCUUGAAGCUCGUGGACCCUUCGACCGGCUAGCUCGGAAGCUGCCGCAGAUGACUGCUUCUGACGGCAUAUGCGCUUCCUCUGUCCGAAUUUUUGGUUACAAAUGCGAAGAACAUGAUGUGGUGACUCAAGAUGGAUACAUAUUGAAUAUGCAAAGGAUACCGGAAGGACGAGCCGGCACCGGAGAUAUGUCCAAGAGACAGCCUGUCCUAAUACAGCAUGGGAUUCUUGUCGAUGGGAUGUCGUGGCUGUUGAAUCCGGCGGAUCAAAAUCUACCCUUGAUUUUGGCUGAUCAAGGAUUCGAUGUGUGGAUGGGGAACACAAGAGGGACUAGAUUCAGCAGGAGACACAAGUACCUUAGCCCUAAUCAACCGGCUUUCUGGAACUGGACGUGGGACGAGCUCGUGAGUUACGAUCUGCCUGCUAUGUUUGACCAUAUCCACGGCCUAACAGACCAAAAAAUGCACUACCUCGGACACUCUUUGGGGACUUUGAUAGGAUUUGCAUCGUUCUCCGAAAAGGGGUUAGUGGAUAAAUUGAGAUCGGCGGCGAUGCUGAGUCCUAUUGCUUAUCUCAGCCACAUGACCACCGUACUCGGUGACAUCGCCGCCAGAAGCUUCCUCGCCGAGGCCACCGCCAUAAUUGGAGUGGCAGAGUUUAACCCCAAAAGUGGAAUAGUAGGGCACUUCAUAAAGAUUAUAUGCAGUCAAGCAGGGAUCGACUGUUAUGAUUUAAUCUCUGUUAUUACCGGCAAGAAUUGUUGCCUUAACGCAUCAACCAUUGAUCUAUUCCUGGCGAAUGAACCACAAUCUACUUCCACCAAGAACAUGAUCCACCUUUCUCAAACGGUAAGAGACAAGGUGUUGAGAAAAUACAACUACGGAACUAUUGAUUGCAACAUAAAACAUUACGGUCAACCGUUGCCGCCGGCUUACAACAUAUCGGCGAUCCCACACGACCUACCGCUUUUCUUCAGCUAUGGUGGUUUAGACUCUCUGGCUGAUGUGAACGACGUCAGGUUUUUGAUUGACCAGUUUAAGUUUCAUGACGUUGAUAAGAUUGAAGUGCAGUUUGUAAAAGAGUAUGCUCAUGCUGAUUUCAUCAUGGGCGUUACUGCCAAAGACGUUGUUUAUAACCAAGUUGCUACUUUUUUCAAACGACAAACUUAGUUUUAGUGAUACUUAUUAGACUAUAUGUAUGUUUGUGUGCCCAUAUUCUUCAAUUGUUUUUUCCCCCUAAACAAACGGGUAAAAUAAUAAAUUUACAGUUACUA